Messenger RNA from Aptenodytes forsteri (emperor penguin), 790 nucleotides. RefSeq names its product RPA interacting protein (gene RPAIN). Gene Ontology annotation, cellular component: PML body; nucleus. The transcript is spliced from 8 exons. The record is from RefSeq and is a predicted model, not a curated record. Lineage: Eukaryota; Metazoa; Chordata; Aves; Sphenisciformes; Spheniscidae. Bases 1 to 612 code for a protein of 203 amino acids. Gene Ontology annotation, biological process: protein import into nucleus.
AUGAGCCCCUUCCGCUGCAGGGAGAGGCGAGGGACCAGCCGGGCGAAGCUGCUGGCCCGGCACCGCCGGGCCGGGGAGAGAGCGCGUGGCCAGGCCGUGGGCGCGCUGCUGGUGCAGGAGGUGAUGGCGCUGGACCGGCACCCGCUGCAGGCCGCGCAGGGGAGCCUGCCGUCCCUCAGGGGAAAGGAGGCCCUGGCGCAGAUGCUGGAGGACCCCGAUGAGCUAGCAGUACUGGAAGAGAUCCAACAGGAAUUGAUCUUGCAAGAACAGUCGAUGAUAGAAGAGUACGAGCGAAGUCUGCAGUUCGACGAAGAAUGUCUCAACGCGAUGCUUGAUGGCUUGGAUGUCAGUGACAAGGUCAUCUGCCCAGUGUGUAGAAAGAAUAACCUGACUGUGAGGAAUCACUUGGUUUUUUGCCAGUGUGGAUUAUACAUCAUCACGCAGGGUAUGACAGAAGGGAAGCUUCGGUCACUUCUAGAAAACACUGUAACAGAGCACAGUCACAGGUGCUUUCACAACCCAGAGUUCACAGUUACCAGUGGAAUGGAGGAAGAAGCAGCCAGUCUUCUCAUGAGCUGUCCGGUCUGUGACUCCUGGACGAUUCUCCUCUAAGUUGAUUCAGCUGCUGCUUUUUUACUGGAAGGACUUCAAGGCUAGAAAUCCACCCAGAGCAUAUUUUUAUGUAUGUACUUGUAACUGCUGUGUCAAAAAGAUACUUGAAAGGGCAGUAGUACUGCCUUGACCUGCACUUUUGAUGGCACAGUAUAUGUUUUGAAAUAAAUAUACUUAC